Messenger RNA from Amaranthus tricolor (Joseph's coat), 2260 nucleotides. Its product is annotated as serine/threonine-protein kinase PEPKR2-like. Gene Ontology annotation, cellular component: cytoplasm; nucleus. The transcript is spliced from 3 exons. Gene Ontology annotation, molecular function: calcium/calmodulin-dependent protein kinase activity; ATP binding; calmodulin binding. Lineage: Eukaryota; Viridiplantae; Streptophyta; Magnoliopsida; Caryophyllales; Amaranthaceae. Gene Ontology annotation, biological process: protein autophosphorylation; peptidyl-serine phosphorylation; intracellular signal transduction. Bases 237 to 1694 code for a protein of 485 amino acids. The record is from RefSeq and is a predicted model, not a curated record.
ACCGCAUCACGUUACUUAAAACCAAAACCUAUACCUUUUUACUUUCUUCCCAUCUCUUCUAUAUAUUCACUUUUCGCCCAAUUUUCUGGAUCUCCACCGCAUUUGUUGAUUCCUGGAUUUGUUUUCUUGCAAUACAAAUCGAUUCGAAAUUGUGGGUUUUGACCAAAAGUUUCUUUACUCAAUUAAUUCAUCAUCGAUUUCAUUAGUUUUUGAAAAAAGUUUUGAUUUUUACGACAAUGUUACCGAAAGACAAUAAGAAGAAAAGAAAAGGUACUGGUGGUGAUGAUGAUUAUGAAAAAACCCCAAAUAAGAACCCUAAAAACCCUUUGAUUAGCGAGGAUAAAUGUUCAAUAAUUAGGAGUCAUGUUUCCCUUGAAGAUUGUUCAAGGUUGAAGAAGAAGUGUAAAGAAGAUGUGGGUUGUAAUUUGUUUAAUGGGUUAUCAUGUUUAAGAACUAAAAUUGUCGGUGCAGUGACUGCUCCACCUUCUACUGGUGGAUCACUAUCAAUUGAACCGAUUAAGGGUUUGAAGAGGAAAAUUGGGUGUAUUGAUAUUGCUACACAAAUUGGCAAUAGGAAGAACAAAUUUGAGGAUGAUUAUAUUAAGAUCAAGAGUUUAGGGCAAGGGAAAUUUGGGUAUGUUUGGUUGUGUAGGUGUAAAACAAGUGGGAUUGAAUAUGCUUGUAAGACACUAAAAAAGGGGGAAGAAUGUGUGCAUAGAGAAGUUGAGAUAAUGCAGCAUUUAUCAGGAUAUCAUGGUAUUGUAAUGUUGAAAUCUGUUUAUGAAGAUACUGAGAAUUUUCAUCUUGUGAUGGAAUUGUGUUCUGGAGGAAGGUUGGUUGAUGCGAUGAAGGAGAAGAGGUUUUCAGAACAUAGAGCUGCUAGUACAAUGAAGGAAUUGAUGCUUGUGAUCAAGUAUUGUCAUCAAAUGGGAGUUGUACAUAGAGAUAUUAAGCCUGAGAAUAUUUUGCUUUCUAGUUCUGGGGAGUUGAAGCUUGCUGAUUUUGGCUUGGCUGUAAGAAUUGCUAGUGGUCAGAGCGUGAGUGGAAUAGCGGGAAGCCCAGCCUACGUUGCACCAGAAGUACUGUCUGGUUCGUAUCGGGAGAAAGUGGAUAUCUGGAGUGCUGGCAUCCUCCUUCAUGCCCUUUUGAUUGGUUCUCUUCCGUUCCAAGGGAAGUCGUUAGAAACAGUUUUUGACGCAAUCAAGAAUAAUAAACUGGAUUUCCACUCUGGCCCAUGGCAGUCCGUUUCAAAACUUGCUCGAGAUUUAGUUGAAAAGAUGCUUACAAGGGAUGUUUUAGCAAGGAUUUCUGCAGACGAAGUUCUUGGCCAUCCAUUCAUAAUGUUCUACACAGAACGGACGUUGAAAUCACUUCCGCUGAUCAAGUCUAACCCAAGAAUACGAACGGUGGCAUCUUCCCAUCAGUUAGGCAGCACCUCACUACCCGAAUCAACAAAAUAUCUAACUACCUCUUGUUCAACGGCUGUGAACUCGCGCUCAACUGAAAUGUCAAAUCGUCCUGUUACAUCUGAUACCGACAAACAGGAUGAGAGUUGUCUUAUGGUUAUGGAUGCACUCGUAGUCGCAAUUUCACAAGUUAGGAUCUCGGAAACUAAAAGAAGUAGGCUGUGCUUCUCAUCAGGUAACCCGAUUCAACUGCAGUAUUCGACUAACAGCAUUUGCAAAGCAUUCUAAGUCUAAGUCGCUUGACCGACAUUCCUAACAUCAGUCUACGGCCCUCCUGUUUCCGAGAGGAUGUUUGGCGUUAGUAUUAAGGUAGUCGUUUAUUCAAAUCGAUUCUUUUUAAUCAACCUAAUCGGCUUGUUUACGGUGCUCUUGUACUUCAAAUAAGGCACUUGUUCAUGUACAGUACAUAAAUCUAUGACUCCAGCUUCUUGUGUUAAUCUGUUGGUAUGAAAUACUCCAUAACCACAUUGAUUUAACUCUUAUAAGGUCAAUAUGAAAGAAGUUCAUAGAAAAUUAACCAGCAAGAAAAAUGAAAUCAGCACUACUUUAUUGAAUUAUUUUACUGGUUUUGUCUUUUGGAGUAUGUAAAUUUGAUAAAAAAAAUGUGAGAUUUGUUAACAAUUUAUAGAUUAUUUAGGUAAAAAUAAUUGGUUAGGUGGUCCAACAAUGUAAUGCCAUGCCAGUAUUUGGUAAAUAAGUUUAUUUGUUAUGAAUAAGAUAAUUUUACUAGUUGCUCCCAUUAGCGUAUUUAUAUAUAAUAUUAAUUUUCUUAAUUAUUAUAACAUUAUUAAUUU